Condylostylus longicornis is the source of this 1637-nucleotide messenger RNA. RefSeq names its product histone acetyltransferase KAT8 (gene mof). Gene Ontology annotation, molecular function: histone acetyltransferase activity. The transcript is spliced from 2 exons. Lineage: Eukaryota; Metazoa; Arthropoda; Insecta; Diptera; Dolichopodidae. Gene Ontology annotation, biological process: regulation of DNA-templated transcription. The record is from RefSeq and is a predicted model, not a curated record. Bases 128 to 1525 code for a protein of 465 amino acids.
AGGCUGGCAAUGUUUAAACUACAAUUGAUUAGCAAAACAAAACGUAUGCUUGCGAAAUUGGAACCUCAUUUUUUUCCUAUCAAUUUUAAAUUAAAUUUAUGAUUUAUGUUAGAAAAAUUUAAAGAAGAUGGUUACAAGGGACACCACAAUGUCAGAGAAAACUGAUGAAAAACAAGCUAUGAACACACAACAAAACCAAAAACAAGAAGCCGCAAGUGAAACUGAAGAAGAUAAAGAAAUUAUAACGGGAGGAGUUUAUUUGAUUCGCCGUGCAGAUGGAAAUUUGCAUCCUGCUCAAAUAAUACAGUCAAGAACAAAUGAAAAUAUAUCCGAAUUUUAUGUUCAUUAUAUGGGCUUAAAUCGGCGAUUAGAUGAAUGGGUAGCUAGAGAUAGAAUAACAUGUGCUACAGAAGCUGAAAAUGGUGAUUCAGAAAACAGCUCGAAUAACAGUGCUAAACCUCUAAGACAACUAAGCAAAGAACAAAUUGCAUCAUUAGAAAAUCCAUUGCCAGUGGAAACAGAUAGAAAAUUAACCAGAAAUCAAAAGAGACGACAUGAUGAAAUUAACCAUGUACAGAAAACGUAUGCUGAAAUGGAUCCAACUACAGCUGCUCUGGAAAAAGAACAUGAAGCAAUUACAAAAGUUAAAUAUAUAGAUAAAUUAAGAAUUGGAAAAUUUGAAAUAGAUACGUGGUAUUUUUCUCCGUAUCCAGAUGAGUAUGGGAAAGUAGGAACUUUAUAUGUGUGUGAAUAUUGUUUGAAAUAUAUGAAAUUUGCGAAAACAUAUAGAUAUCAUGCGACAGAAUGUACUCAAAGAACACCACCAGGUAACGAAAUUUAUAGGAAAGGAACUAUCUCAAUUUUUGAAAUUGACGGAAAAGAUCAUGUUAUUUACUGUCAAACGCUAUGUUUGAUGGCAAAAUUAUUUUUAGACCAUAAAACGUUGUAUUAUGAUGUUGAACCUUUUUAUUUUUAUGUUCUUUGCGAAAUUGAUAAAAAAGGUGCACAUAUAGUUGGUUAUUUUUCUAAAGAGAAAGAGUCACCAGAAAGUAAUAACGUUGCAUGCAUUUUAAUAUUGCCACCAUACCAAAGAAAAGGUUAUGGAAAAUUAUUGAUUGCUUUUAGUUAUGAGUUAUCACGAAGAGAGGGUGUAGUUGGAAGUCCAGAGAAGCCUUUAUCGGAUUUAGGAAGACUGAGCUAUAGAAGUUAUUGGGCAUAUACUUUAUUAGAAUUAAUGAAAGAAUGUAGAACUACGACACAAUCUGUGAAAGAAUUAAGUGAAUUGAGUGGUAUAACACAAGAUGAUAUUAUAUAUACAUUACAGAGUAUGAAAAUGGUGAAAUAUUGGAAAGGACAACAUGUUAUAUGUGUAACACCAAAAACAGUAAUUGAGCAUUUACAAUUGCCGCAAUUUAAAAAACCUAAAUUAACUGUUGAUCCGGCUUAUUUAAGGUGGACGCCGCCAAAGAAAAAUUCCAAUAAUUCUAAGUUCAAAGCAAAUGUUUACAAAGGUGUUGGCCAUUGAACUAAUAUAUGAAAGAAAUUUAAAAAAGUGAACACAAACAUAUUAAGUAUUACAUGAAUGUUAUAUUCAAAAUAAAAACAAAGCUUUGAUAAAGAAAUUUUUUGUUUAAAAA